Messenger RNA from Prorocentrum cordatum, 700 nucleotides. The record is from the annotation of a GenBank genome assembly. NCBI's taxonomy places the organism in Eukaryota, Dinophyceae, Prorocentrales, Prorocentraceae.
GAGGUUCUCGGCGGCGAUGCCCGAAGAGCUGCUGGCCGCCAUGCUGGUGAGGCCGACGGCCGCGAUCUCGCUGCGAGGCGAGAUCGCGGGCGUGGCCAUGGUCUCGGACGCGCCCGAGUUCGGCGGCGACGGGCGCGCGCCGGUGGGCUUCCGAGCACAGGCGGAGGCCAGCCUCAGCGGCGCCCCGACGCUGGGCCAGCAGAUGCACCUGGGGGUUCCCUUGCUGCGGCUGCUCGCAGAGCUCUCAGGGCCCAGAGCGGUCGCCAACCUCCUCACCCUGCGGGCCGCGGGUUUGAGGACGCCCAUAGCGCUCUUUCUCAGCCUGUUCGACGCGAUGAGUGGUCAGCCGGUGGCCUUCUCGCGCUCGCCCGUGCGGGCCAGGGGCCGCAUCGCGGCGGAGGCGGACGCCAGGGCGCGCAGGGCGAUGCGCCUGCGUUGGCCAGAGGUGUUCGGCUGGGGCGACGUGACGCUCAUAGCGGGCGCUGUCGGGAACGAGCGGGGGCACGCCUACUGCGACGACCUGGGCAGGCUGGACGCGUCGGCCGCGGGCUUGCACGGCGCGAAGUCCGACUCGUUCUACGAGGUGGCCCGCUUGCUGGAGCUCCUCAGGGCGGGAUUCGGCCACGAGCAGAAGUGGCCCGUCGAGAACGUCGCGAGCAUCGCGGAGGGCAACGGGGCUGAGAUCAGCAGAACCCUCGGC